UAAUCAGGAAACCAAGGGCCAAAGCAGUGGAAGGGUCCAGUUACUACAGAGUAAAGGAGCCAGGAUUGGAUUCUAGUCCAGGGUCUUUCUUUUCUACUUUAUCACGUUCACAGUGUUUAUUUCUAAAAUGUUCUAGUGCUGACUAUAAAUGUAGGUUUUUGGAUAAUUUGUGAUGCUGUUCCUGUCUAAAGAUGGAGAAGUUUGAGUUGACUACCUACUUGUAGAAACAUGAAUUGAUGUAAAAUUGGAUGAGCUUUUAUUAACAUUUAAGGCAGUAUGCUACUUUGUAAUAGAAAUUUACGAUGAGUGUGAAUUUCCUGACUUGGUAGAAUAAUACAUGAAAAUUUGUGAGAAGGGGAAUACUGCUUUCAUAUCUUAUGAUCAAUGGAUAAAGUGGGGAAAAUGUGGAGUAACUUCAAAUACAGAUGUCAGAAUCUCUUCAGUCAUGAGGGAGGAAGCCGUAAUGAAAACAUGGAUAUGCAUUCCAGCAGGUGUUUAUCUGUCAAAGAGAAAAACAUUGGUGUUGGAGACUCAGCUCCUCAGCAACAAAGCAGUCCCUUAAGAGAAAAUAUUGCCUUACAACUGGGAUUUAGCCCUUCAAAGAGUUCUUCAAGGAGAAGCCGAAACUGUGCCACUGAAAUUCCUCAGAUUGUGGAAAUAAGCAUCGAAAAGGAUAAUGAUUCGUGUGUCACCCCAGGAACAAGACUUGCAAGAAGAGAUUCCUACUCUCGACAUGCUCCAUGGGGUGGAAAGAAAAAACAUUCCUGUUCCACUAAAACUCAGAGUUCACUAGACAGUGAGAAAAAGUUUGGUCGAACUCGAAGUGGUCUUCAAAGGAGAGAAAGACGAUACGGUGUCAGCUCAGUGCAUGAUAUGGACAGUAUUUCCAGCAGAACUGUCGGAAGUCGCUCUCUGAGACAGAGGCUACAGGAUACCGUGGGCUUGUGCUUCCCCAUGAGAACUUACAACAAACAGUCAAAGCCCCUGUUUUCUAACAAAAGGAAAAUACACCUUUCUGAAUUAAUGCUUGAAAAAUGCCCUUUUCCUGCUGGUUCAGAUUUAGCCCAAAAAUGGCACUUAAUUAAACAACAUACAGCACCUGUGAGCCCACAUUCAACUUUUUUUGAUACAUUUGAUCCAUCCCUUGUCUCUACAGAAGACGAAGAAGAUAGACUUAGAGAAAGAAGGCGGCUUAGUAUUGAAGAAGGGGUUGACCCUCCACCCAAUGCACAAAUACACACAUUUGAAGCCACUGCACAGGUUAAUCCAUUAUAUAAACUGGGACCAAAAUUAGCUCCUGGAAUGACUGAAAUAAGUGGGGAGAGUUGUGCAAUUCCUCAAGCUAAUUGUGACUCCGAAGAGGACACAACCACCCUGUGUUUGCAGUCACGUAGGCCGAAGCAACGUCAGGUAUCUGGAGAUAGCCAUGCCCACAUUAGCAGACAGGGAGCUUGGAAAGUCCAUACACAGAUUGACUAUAUACACUGCCUCGUGCCUGAUUUGCUUCAGAUUACAGGUAAUCCCUGCUACUGGGGAGUGAUGGACCGAUACGAAGCAGAAGCCCUUCUAGAAGGAAAGCCCGAAGGCACGUUUUUGCUCAGGGACUCUGCACAAGAGGACUACCUCUUCUCUGUGAGCUUCCGUCGCUACAACAGAUCCCUGCAUGCCCGAAUUGAACAAUGGAAUCACAACUUUAGUUUUGAUGCUCAUGACCCAUGUGUAUUUCACUCCUCCACUGUAACAGGACUUUUGGAACACUAUAAGGAUCCUAGUUCUUGCAUGUUUUUUGAACCAUUGCUUACUAUAUCACUAAAUAGGACUUUCCCUUUUAGCCUGCAGUAUAUCUGCCGUGCAGUGAUCUGCAGGUGCACUACGUAUGAUGGAAUUGAUGGGCUCCCUUUACCAUCAAUGUUACAGGAUUUUUUAAAAGAGUAUCAUUACAAACAAAAAGUCAGAGUUCGCUGGUUAGAACGAGAACCAGUCAAGGCAAAGUAAACUUUCCUGUCCCAAAAGAGCAUUAAUUAGACUUGCUUUUAUGUGCAUCAGACAGUACACAUGCAGUAAGCACACAGAUCAGUGUUAGGUUUUUCAGUUCAGUAUGUAAGUUUAGUGUUAGUAUCUGUCAGAUGCAAUAUGCUGUUACUCAGAUAAACGUGGUGCCUAUUGAGACAACAGUGGUAAGAACUAGGUGUUCAGUAAGGCUACAAAAAAGCAUUUUGGCUGAUUUAGCUGAAGGUUUGGUUUGUAAUGGCUGUAGUAAUUGAAUGAGGCGACUCUGGGGCAUUUGCUAUGAAGAAUUCUAUUUCUUACUGAAAAUCAAGCUAUUAAUAUUGGAUGAGUAUUUCAACAGUGUGACUUAAUGUUUGAAAUUAUUAUUUUUUUCUAAGAACUUUUCUAUCACCUUCCAAGAAUAGUAAUGUUUGUAGUUAACGAUAAAUCAAGCUUUGGAAGUCAAAAAAAUAAAGACUGCCUUCCUUUUAGAAAAAAAAAAAUGCAAUUUUUCUGGCUACAAGGGCAUAGUGUAUUUCAUACAAGUGUUGUUAUAGUUACAGGCAGCUCACUCUAUUCUGUAAAAGGUAAUGUUAAGUAAGCCAGGUUUCCCAAGGAGUAGUGCUUAAAGUUUCAGAAGUUGGCAGUAGAAUUUUAUUUAAAGACCUUAGGUUUUUUAAAAUAAGUGCUUUAACUUAAAACAUUUGAAAAAUGACUGCUGUGAUGUAGUCGUGCAUGUGAUUUUUUUCUUUAAGUUAACAUAUACAGUCUUAUCAUUGAUUGAUUAAAGUUGGGUCUUUUCCUAUGCCCACUAGGAGUUUGUGAACCACAAAAAAGAUAAGGCUAGAAGAUGCCCACACAAGUCAGAUGAUAAUAACUACAGUGGUUAAUGAUGUUAAGAUUAUUGUUAAACUGUAGUCAAUACUUUUGAUGGCAGUAUUAUCUCUUUGCUAUAAAUAAACUCUCAUAGCUUAACCACAGGUGUACAAUUUAUAGAAUUUCAGUGCAGUUAUCAGUGAAAAAUCUGAAACUUCAAUUGCAGAUGUAAAAGGUACUGUACAACCAUUGUGUCUGUAAAUAACCUACUUAGCACCUUUUUGUCACUUAGAAUGGUAUGCAAUACUACUUGAGUGAACUAUUUUGGAAGUAAUACCAAGUUCUAGUGUUUGCUUCUUAGUAAUGAACUGAAUUUGCAGUUCAGUCCUAGACAUUUUGCACUAAAGUAGUCAAAUUCAUUCUUGUGUCUUUUUGAUACUGUGCUCUGUACCACUGGUGAGUACUCCUUAGUUCCCUUACCUGCUGCUACAGAAAUUUAUUUUAUAUCCUGUUGGCUUUUGCCAAGGCUACGAAAAAAAAAGAAGAAAGAAGGCUAUAUUUGUAUGCAACACUAACCCUUUGCUAAUGUAUGUUUCUGCUUGCUGUGCCUUGUUAUGGCUGCUUAUUGUGCUAAUAAAGUAUGUUUGGUGUUCUUAUUGUAUAUCUACUGUCUUAUACAUUUGCAACAACUUUUCUUGUAAAUGGUUUGGGGUUUUUAAAUAAGCAUUACCUGACAACCUAAUGUAGUUAAUGCAAGAUUACUGUACAGCCUACUAUUGACUUAUUCUGAGCAAGCUAACUCUCAGUUUAGUGCUACACUUCCUUCUGAUCAUAGUAACAUAUACUGUGGAACAGUAUCUAUAGUUAAUUAAAAUUACUGUACAGUUUAGAUCAUAACAGAAAACAGAGAAAUAUCGACUAGACGUGUUGCUUUCUCUGCUUAUAUGUGAAAGAUUGGAACUAUCAAUGAUGUCGCCUCUCACUGUAUCAGAAACAGGUUAAAUGACAUCUUGUGAAUUAAUAAUACAUCAGCACCUUUUAUUGGUUUGGGGACCACUUUAAUUAAUAAUAAAUUUCCAAAAUGAAGAACUUUAACCAAAGACUUGUCCAUUUUAAAACAAAAUGGGGAUAGAAGGGACUUAUAAUUCCUGUUAUUUCUAAUAGAAGUCCCUGAAGAACAUAUACCAAAGUGUUUGAGGACUUUAUCCAAACCUACUUUAAAGCAUAUGUGCAAUUUAGUUGUUAUAACAUAAUUAUAUUGCAUAAUUGUUGGGUCUGUUUUCUUGAGCUUAUAAUAUACCUAAAAAAUAAACCUCUUGAGGAAAAAAUGUCCAUAAUGAUUAUUGGAGAAGACUAGAUAGGCAAGCAAGAUAUUGUUUUAAAGAGGUAACUUGAAACUCCAAGAAAGCACUUGAUGUUUUAUAUGGUUGUAGCAAAUUAAUGUUCUAAUUGUAGUUUUAUAGAAAGUAGUAAUGCUUUUAUGUAUUUCAGAACUUUUGUAUGUCAAUUGGAAAUUGUUUUAAAUGUAUAAAUAUUUGAGUUUAUGUAAGCAUGUAUACACUGUGCUAAAAGUCAAAUGUUUGUGUGUAAUAUGCAACUUUUGGUUUUAAAUUUUUUCUCAAAAAAAAAGUGGCUUACAUUUAAAAAAACAAAAAAGAAAAAUCACCAGCAUGAACUUACACCUAAGUCUAUAUUCACUGUGUCUUUUUCUGAAUCCAUUGUAACCUGUCAAUUUAUGUUUUAUGGGUUUUUGGAAAUAAUACAAACCAGGAAAUUCUCUAGAAGUUUGGACUAAAAGCAUCUUCAUAGUGAAGUAAUUUACUCAAGAACUGGCUUUUCUGAUCCUAUUCAUUCUCACUUUGCUCUUCUCUUGAUAAACGCACACACAUAAAUAUAUAAUAUUGGGGCCAGCCGGUGGCACACCUGGUUAAGCACACACACUUUGUAGUGCUCAAGGACCUGGGUUCAAGCCCUUGCUCCCCACCUACAGAGGGAAAACUUCACGAAUGAAGUAGAGCUGCAGCUGUCUGUCUCUCUCCCUCUCUAUUUUCCCCCUCCCCUCUCAAUUCCUCUCUGUCUCUAUCCAAUAAUAAAGUAAAAAUUAAAAAGAAAAAAGUAAAUAUAUAAUAUUAAUAUUACUCAAUAAUAUUGUUACCUAAUUUUAGGUCAUUAUAGAGGCCUUAUUUUUAUAUUUAUAUUAUCUUUGUACCAUUCAAAUUUCAUUAUUUGCACAUAAAAUUUAGACUUGCUACCAUUGUCUUCUUUAUAAUACAAUCAUCCUACAAAGAGAAAACAGUCUUCAGUAUUUUCCUUCUUGGCUAAGCACAAUAAAAAAAUUUUUUUUUAAUAAAUAAUAACAAAUAAGCAUCAGGGAGCUACCUCAGUAGCAGUGCACAGAAUUUGUAUUAAUGAGGUUCAAGGUUCUAUCACCAGCACCACAGGUGCUAGAGCUGAGCUGUCUUUUCUUAAAACAAAAAUUAAGCCCAAGUAAUGCACUCCACAGAUUGAUCUGUGUUCUUACAGGCUGUUUGAAAGUUUACAUAGGGUUUAUAAUUCUGCCAAAAGCGCAGUACUUGGAAGUCUUUUUCAAAAGCUUUCUUUUUUAAAAUAUUUUAUUUACUUGUUACUUCUUAGAGACAGAAAUCUAGAGGCAGGUAAAGAGGGUGAGUCACCCGCCGCCCUGCUUCACUGGCUAGAAGCUGUCCCCCUGCAGGUGGGGACCGGACUUGAACUCUGGUCCUUGCACAUUGUAACUUGUUUGAUCAACCAGGAGGGCCACCACCCAGCCCCAAUACCUGAAUUUUAACAAAACUAUAAAUUUAUGAACUUUUUGUUUGUUUUUACUUGGUUCGUAGUCAUUUUAUUCCCAAGCUUCCUUUCCCCCUGGCACUAAACACUAGUUUGGUGAGUAUUACAGAAAUUGAUCUUCAGUAUGUUUGUUUAUUUUGGGGCUCCACAGCUUGUGAAGCAUCCCCCCUGCAAGUAGAGAGAGGGGACUUGAACCCAGGUCCUUGUGCAUAAUACUAUGUGUGCUUAACCAGGUGUGCCACGGUUUCUUUAAGUAGCUAAGGGAGUUAUAACAUUGUUUUUUGGCAGCAGCAAAAAGCCUGGAUUUUGGAACUCUUCUAGUAAAGAUCCAAAAUAUAUGUUCAGCAAGUCA
This is a messenger RNA of Erinaceus europaeus (western European hedgehog), 5965 nucleotides long. It is a transcript of the gene SOCS5, whose product is annotated as suppressor of cytokine signaling 5. Lineage: Eukaryota; Metazoa; Chordata; Mammalia; Eulipotyphla; Erinaceidae. Gene Ontology annotation, molecular function: 1-phosphatidylinositol-3-kinase regulator activity. The record is from RefSeq and is a predicted model, not a curated record. The coding region runs from base 385 to 1995 and encodes 536 amino acids. Gene Ontology annotation, biological process: cell surface receptor signaling pathway via JAK-STAT; phosphatidylinositol phosphate biosynthetic process; epidermal growth factor receptor signaling pathway. The transcript has 3 exons. Gene Ontology annotation, cellular component: phosphatidylinositol 3-kinase complex.